CAGGGUCUGUGUUCCCGUACAGGGUCUGUGUUCCUGUACAGGGUCUGUGUUCCCGUACAGGGUCUGUGUUCCCAUUCAGGGUCUGUGUUCCCGUACAGGGUCUGUGUUCCCAUUCAGGGUCUGUGUUCCUGUACAUGGUCUGUGUUCCCAUACAGGGUCUGUGUUCCUGUACAUGGUCUGUGUUCCCACUCAGGGUCUGUGUUCCCAUUCAGGGUCUGUGUUCCUGUACAGGGUCUGUGUUCCCACACAGGGUCUGUGUUCCCACACAGGGUCUGUGUUCCUGUACAGGGUCUGUGUUCCCAUUCAGGGUCUGUGUUCCCACUCAGGGUCUGUGUUCCCGUACAGGGUCUGUGUUCCCGUACAGGGUCUGUGUUCCCGUACAGGGUCUGUGUUUCCACAAAGGGUCUGUGUUCCCGUACAGGGUCUGUGUUCCCAUUCAGGGUCUGUGUUCCCGUACAGGGUCUGUGUUCCCAUUCAGGGUCUGUGUUCCCACUCAGGGUCUGUGUUCCUGUACAGGGUCUGUGUUCCUGUACAUGGUCUGUGUUCCCGUACAGGGUCUGUGUUCCUGUACAGGGUCUGUGUUCCCGUACAGGGUCUGUGUUCCCACUCAGGGUCUGUGUUCCUGUACAGGGUCUGUGUUCCCACUCAGGGUCUGUGUUCCCACUCAGGGUCUGUGUUCCUGUACAGGGUCUGUGUUCCCAUUCAGGGUCUGUGUUCCUGUACAGGGUCUGUGUUCCCACUCAGGGUCUGUGUUCCUGUACAGGGUCUGUGUUCCCGUACAGGGUCUGUGUUCCUGUACAGGGUUUGUGUUCCCACACAGGGUCUGUGUUCCUGUACAGGGUCUGUGUUCCCGUACAGGGUCUGUGUUCCCACACAGGGUCUGUGUUCCCAUACAGGGUCUGUGUUCCCACACAGGGUCUGUGUUCCUGUACAUGGUCUGUGUUCCCAUACAGGGUCUGUGUUCCUGUACAGGGUCUGUGUUCCCGUACAGGGUCUGUGUUCCCACUCAGGGUCUGUGUUCCUGUACAGGGUCUGUGUUCCUGUACAGGGUCUGUGUUCCCACUCAGGGUCUGUGUUCCCGUACAGGGUUUGUGUUCCCACACAGGGUCUGUGUUCCCACUCAGGGUCUGUGUUCCCAUUCAGGGUCUGUGUUCCUGUACAGGGUCUGUGUUCCCGUACAGGGUCUAUGUGCCCAUACAGGGUUUGUGCUCCUCUACAGGGUCUGUGUUCCCACACUGAUCUGUGUUCCCAUUCAGGGUCUCUGUUCCACUUUGUGAGGUUCACAGGAGCUGCCUUUAUUGGUUGAAUAGGCAAUAGCCUUUUCCUAAGAACAGUCACCAUUUCUCCUCUUUAAACAAAACGGAAUUAUAUGACAAGAUAUAAGCUUAAAAAUUUAAGAUGUUUAUUAUUAAACAAAACCACUUACUAGAUUAGCUAGAUCAUGUUUUAAUAGCAAAUUGUAUAGCUAAAAUCUCUUGGUUCCAAAUAAAAAACUGGUUUAAUUCUUUGCCAGUCAAGUUGUGCUGCCUCAUUUCCGUUUACCAUGAAGGUACCAUGCUGGGCAUCUUCAUGAACAAAAUAAUUGGAAUUUUCAACAAGGAGGUAUCAUUUCUCAUUUUGCCUUCUAAAUCAGGCUUACAUGGAAAAAACACUGAAAUAUUUGAUAUUUGAAAAAACAGAAUAGUUUAAUCUGGCAAGAGGAAAUUAGGGCCUAAAAGCUGAGACCUGGCUCCCAGUCAAAAACCAGUGUGUAGGAUGUGUACUUGGUCCCUGAGUGACUGGCCAAGCCAUAAGGCAGAAUUCCCUGUAUGGUUUGUGUUGACUUGCCUGCAGUGACUCCUCCUUUGGUUCAUGUUGGCUAAUUAUGCCUUCUAUCCUGAUGGUAGUAGUGGAAGUUUAACCUGUUUUUAUUUGCUUGUGCACUCUAAUAGUGCUGCAGUUUGUUUUGUGGAGGAGAUUAUUAAAACAGAAACACAGAACUCAGAAAGUGGUGAAAAAAACCAAGAGGAACUGGAACAAUCAGUCUUAAGCAGGAGCCAGCUCUUCAAGCCACCUUCCCUAUUCAUGGAUUCUUCAACCCGUUGCUAUUCAGAGGCCUUGUUCCCUUUAGCAGGCAUCACCCGCGAUGGUGUUUGCAUGAGCUGUGUGCUGCAUUAGCCUUUACAGAUGGGCAUGCACUGUACAAUGUUCUGUGACAUGGUUAAAAUAUGUCUGAGAGUAUCAGACUGUGCACUAUGCCACUCUGGGAGGGAGACGACGUGCUGGUCUGGCCAUUUGCCUCUGCCAGCCAUUAUCAUUUUGUGUGUGUGGAAUAUACAAAUAUUCUUUACCGGGGACAUUUUAUUCAUUCAUAACCACACGGAUUUACUCUGGAGUUUGCAGCAAAGGGCCCUGCAAAUAAGGACUCAGUCACUAAAAAAUGGGACUUGCAGCAGAGAAAGAUCCUUCCUGGUGUCUAGGAUGGGGAAGACACUGGGGUGCACGGCCGAUCAGAGGUGGGUGAGAGCAGACAGGUCACAGAGUGACGAAGGGACCUGCAGGGAUCACUGAGUCCCACUCUUCAGCGAGUGGCCCUACAGGGACUGAUCCCAUGCCUGUGACACACCCAGCCCGGGGCUGCUCUGCUUCACAUCCCUCAGGGGUCACUCCCUUCUCCUUCAGUCCCAAGAAAAGCCAAGGGUAGGUGUCCCUAAAGUUCUUUAGGAGCCUAAGAUCUAUAUUUGAAGUUCACUUUUAGUCCUGAACCAAGAGUUAGGCUUCCUUAUCAUAAAGACAGAUUGGAAUGAGGCAGCAGGGCCUUUGGCAAGGACUCUUAUGAAUUUCCAGAUAGGGAACAAAGUGCUUGGUAGUACCUGUGAUUCAGUAAGACAACCUGGUGCAGUCUCCUCCAGGUCUGAGUGUUCCUAAAAGCAUCUGUUAUAAUUUACACCUGGAGAACUGCCAUGGGAUUGCCACAGAUGUUAGGUAGCAAAAGGAACAGCUGGAAUUGGUUUCUUUUAAAACACUAUACAGAUGAAGGAACUGAUAAAAGUUAGCCUGACCGCUUGGGUGAUGGAUUUUCUGAACUGUGUUCAGGCUCAAAGCAUUCCCCAGUCAUGGAAAGCUGUGUAUGUAUUGUCUGUCACCUUUCCUGGUUAAAAGUUUUCUGUCUCUUGUCACAGGCUUGUUACUCUGGCAACACAUGAGAUAACUAGAGUUCAUAUCCCUGAAUAUAUAUACAUACAUCCAUAGAGUUAGUUUAUCAUUUAAUUGUACUCUGUAAUCAGCAAAUGUGUGUUUGUUUGUUUGUUUUAAGAGUGAAUCCAUUGCAGUUUUCUGCUCUCAUGAAGAUCUGAAUAUUUUUGUGUUAUUUUUUAGAUCACAGCAUUUAAGUGUUGAUGUAUCAUCAAACAGAAUUCUUCUCUUCAGAGAAGCCAGUAAAAUGAUCUGUACAUUGGUAAUCAGAUCCUCUCUCAUGGGACUUUGUCAAAAGAUCAGGUUCAUCUGCUGAAACUCAAGGGCAUUUCCAUCUGUUACUGUCUCUCCACUCAAAUCUGCCUUAUGUGGAAAUAAUGUCAGCUGUGGCGUCUUCAAGUUGAAGAGGGACGACCACUUUGACAAUGUACUUCAGGCCUGUGUCAAAAUGCUGCUCUCAGUAUCCCACAGUGACCUGCUAGUAAGCAAUUACUCAUCUUGGGAGUCUUUAUGUGAAAUUUGAAAUAACACCACCACAGGCUUUCUGUUGGUAUAAUGAGAGGGAUCCAGAACAGCUCAAAUGCAGUUUUCAGUUCAAUUACUUGAAUUUAUGUAUAUAGUGACAUCUGAAAUACAGGUAUGACUGAAGUGCCACGUGAAACAGGAGCUUUUAGAGAAUGCUCACUAGGCUUGUAAAAGAAAGAAAUGCAGGUUUUUUUCCCCUUUCUAUACUUGCAAACCCAUUUUGUUGCCUGCAUGCACUGUAAAGCAUCCUCAUAUAUCCAGCUACUCUGCAAUUAGUUUCAAUCUGCAAAUUGUCACUGCACUGUGUAUUCCCCAUAAAAUGGAAAACUUUAAAAUUAAAGUGCACCAUGUUCCCAUUUCUCUGUGGGAAGACAACAGAUCUUGCAUAAUAUCAGCCUGAAUUCGAGCUGUGACUUCUUCUUUGUGACACUUUCGUUCCGAGCUAUGGUUGUCAUUCAGGAGGGGACAAAUCUGGGAUAGUCAGAGGUGGUAACACCCAGGUUUAUUUUUGCCACAUAAAGAAAGUCCACAGAAGUGGAAAGUUGCUCUCAAUUAAGUCAGUGUAUUGUCUGUAUAGUCAAACAUGCCCAACGGGCACAUUCCCAGCUCUCCAACGCUUAAUUCCUAAACAAGAAUCCUUAAGAGGAAGAUGAUGGUUUGAUUGAGCUGAUGGGCUCAAGCAGGGACCUGUGCCUGUGCACAGCCUCGUAAGGGAGCUCACUUAGGCACCAAAAAAAGUCUCUCUCUGAGGUGGUUUGGGGAAAUCUGUGGUAAAUCUUGGUGAGGUUUCCUGCAGAAGGCAAGAUACGCCUGGAGUCCUGCACAGAACUAUCCCAGUCUUCCUGGACUGAGAGCUGUGUCAGAUGGCAAAGCACGGGAGUGGGUUUGGACUAUCCUGAGCUUAUUUUAAAUAAUAGCAAGUUAUAUCUAAUGGUAAAUUUGAAAAGUUGAAAUCUACUGAAGACAAGAUAAUAUUUUGUCUCUCAAAAUAUUCUGAUUUAUUAGCUAGUUUAGAAUUUAUCAUACUGUCAGAUCUGUAAGAUCAUUCUUCUGUCAUCUGUUAAUGUUGUUAAUAUUAGUCACUGCUAGUAUCAGUAUUUUCUAUGAAUGUGUACUCCUUUUUUUCAGUAAUACCCAAAACGAAGCCACUCUUAUAACCCAUUUUUGGAGUGUCUGACCCAGGAUCAUAUGAGUUUCAUUACCAGUUUAGAAUCUCACGUCUUAAUCUAUAUUCUGACCUCAACAUCUGAAGGACUCAUUGCAGUAGAUAAGAAUUGCUUUCACUUGGCUAAAGAAAGAAUUCAAGUAUUUAGAUAUCUCAGAUUUUCAAGGCAGCACAUUCAUGUGUAUCUUCAAAAGAAUUAAUAUGAGGGACAAUGGAAGAUGCUGAAUUUUGAUGUUUGGAAUUUGGAAGAUGCUUGGAUUUUGAUUAUUUAAAGAAUGUGAUUCUUUUGGUUACUGGAGUUAGGUUCUUUUAAACCUGUAGAUUUUUACAGAGAGUGAUUUUAAAUAUUCUUUUCUUACAAGCCAGAAUUGUUAAACUUAUUAAUGUGCCUCUCCUGCAAUUGUACUGAAAAGUCAUGCAUUUGCUAUUCAGAAGAAAAAUACUAAUGUGUGUACAGGUAUCUGUGGGGGUUUUUUUCUGUUUGAUCAGCAUAGCUGUUGUGUAAAUAAUGCUUGUUCUGCACAGCUGUGAUGUGAUUUGAGGAAUGUAAAGGUAUCUGCCCAUGGUAAAAAGAAACCAGUUACUCAGUACUUCCAGAAUACACUUUGGGGGAGAAUCAGAGCCACAGAAGCACACUUGGAGUGUGAUACAAACACAGCAUCUGAUUGCAGUUCAUUGAAUUCACUUACACUGUUUAAUUUAUGCUUUUGAACCAGAUGACUGUCCAAUAAUUUGGGGUUUGGGCCAGGGAGUGCUAGUCUAAACUAACUUGGAAUAUGAAGAAGGAGACAGCAUUUGGGGGAAGAAAAAAAAUAAACCAUGCAGUUACAUUCUGCUCACCGGAGAAUACCCUGCAGUUUCUGACAGGGAAGCUGUUCAAAUCCUUCAGUCACGUUUAUUGAUUAGGGGACUUACUGGGGGAAGAAAUCGGAGCACACCCCCUGCGUGUGUGUAGAUGCCGCUGUG
This is a messenger RNA of Corvus hawaiiensis (hawaiian crow), 5830 nucleotides long. RefSeq lists its product as uncharacterized. Bases 173 to 1306 code for a protein of 377 amino acids. Lineage: Eukaryota; Metazoa; Chordata; Aves; Passeriformes; Corvidae. The record is from RefSeq and is a predicted model, not a curated record. The transcript is spliced from 2 exons.